AUGUUCACCCUCCUGCUCUCCAGCCCAGACAUUGCGAACCACCCAGGGAAGGGCCCGCGGCCCCUGCAGAGCCAGUCAGACUGCUGGGACUUCCAGAACCGGAAGCUCACUCCUCCUGGCUGGCUCGGGGCCACGUCUGGCAGCCCUCUGCGACCAGAAAGGGAGGCGCUGUGUGAGAACAGGGCAGAGGCUCUAAAAGCAGAGCCGGGAAACAGGGAGAAGCUCAAUUCUAAUCAGAGCCUGAAGCCAGUCUUGCCCCAGAAGUGCCGAGCUACAGGUGGUCUCCGGUGUGUUGGAUUUUCCCUGGCUGACAUGGUCCUUCACAACAGCCACUUCUGCUUUUAUGAUUACCGGAUCUCUACAGACCCACUCCUGUGCAGUUAUUUCUUCCCACUGUGCAGUGACAACAUCAGCGCCAUCCUGUGGCAUGCUUCUCAUACCUUCACUCCCCUGCUGCUCUCGUCCCCCAGUGAGACGAUGUGCGGUCCUUUCCCACGUCUUCUGUUGCAGCUGGGAAAGCUAGUGGACACCCUUCCUACACUUCCUGCACUCCUUCCCCUCCGAGACUCCGCUCCGCGCAGCCUGCCACGGGAGGCUCCUGUCCCCGCCUCUCUGCCGGCCUCAGCUCCUCGGAGCAUCAGGGGCUGGGGACAGGUGUCACAGCGCCAACGCGGGGACCUACCUUGCUCUCGCCCUUGUCGCCGCUGGGUCUCGCCUCGGGAUCGUCGCUGUCCUCUGCGCCGGCACUCUCGCCGGGCGGUUCAUCCGGAGCCGGAUGCUGCGGAGGCAGCGGCGGGGGCUGGGGUUGGGGCUGGGGCGGCUGUGACGGCGCCUGGCAGGCUCCUCCAGCCCCCUGGGAGCGGGGGAUGGGCUCCUGGCGCGGAGAAACUCCCUCCACAUCCAUCUCCAUCUUCCCAUUCACUGGAGGGCAAGACAAAAGCGGAGCGCAGACUUGGCAGCGGCGCCCGGCGGUGGCUUAGCUGCCCGCGGCACGCAUGGCUCGCCGAGGAGGGGCCGCCUCUUGCGCGCCCUCCCUCCCGCCAGCCUUCGCCCGCGCGCCCCGCAGCUCGGCUCGCUGCUGGGCUCGGCACCGGCGGCGCCGGCCCGUGGAGCGCGAGCAGCGGGGGCUGCGCGUCCUCGGAGUGGUGGCCUUCGGGCGCCCCCGGCAGUCCCGCUAAGCCGAGCGCAUCCCGGCGGCGCCGACGCCUCCCAGCCGCACGCCCAGCCCGAGGCCGCCCGGGGAUUCGGUCCCAGCCCGGCCUCCAGAUCCUCGGCGCUUUCCAGCCUCUCCGGGGGCCCCUCGGCGUCUCCCCUCCCCUCCGCCUCGGAACAAAGUUACUGGAAGAACAAUCUCGUCUCCGGGACCUGCAGGCGAAACUGACAGGAGAGGGGCCGGUCAGGUCGGCCUGGGCCCCUCCCUCGCUCCCUCCCGAGGCCGCGCGUGCCCCAGGGUCACCGCUCCCGCGCGCACAGAGCAUCCCCGCGCUCCCGUGGCCCCAAGCCGCCCUCAGCGCCGAGGGCGAGGACCAGAAGGCGGUGGCAGAGGCUAGGCGGCAGUCCACCUACCCUCGCCUCCACCGGGUGGCGGGCGGCACCCGCAAGGGCCCUGACAGUCUACUCUGUAUGAAUCGGACCACUCUGGGUCCCUCAGGAAAAGCACAGGCUGGCAGUCAGUGCCGAGCAGGGGAAGAAAACAGGGAGGAUCCCCGAAGCAAAUGGUUUCAGCAGCAGUUAGGACUAUCCCCUCAAACCUCUCCUGGGGCCAGCAAGCCGCCAGCAGCGGCUCCUCACAGCCUUCCCUGCGAGUCUUCACGGGGGCGGCUCUGCUCCACCCCGCAGCCGGAUAUCGCGAGAGCUCAGCCUCACGUGGGCACCCGAAUCGGCUAG
Rangifer tarandus platyrhynchus (Svalbard reindeer) is the source of this 1887-nucleotide messenger RNA. The record is from the annotation of a GenBank genome assembly. NCBI's taxonomy places the organism in Eukaryota, Metazoa, Chordata, Mammalia, Artiodactyla, Cervidae.